AUGGCUAAUGUGAUGCUAACGAGUGAGGCGGCUAAGGACCCCAACAAGCCUUUUGCAGUGCGCGUUGAGGAUGUGUGCACUAAAUUUGAUGAGCUUGUCUCUGAGUGUUUGACGCUUGUGCAAUUCGAGGAGCAACCAACUAGUAACGAAGGCGAGAUUCAAACUAGUAUGGAGGAUCAAGUGGUCAAAAAGCUGGAGCAGUUCAAUUCAGUGUGCGACGAGCUGUACAAAGAGAUACUUCGACGAAAAGAAAAGCUUUUGUAUCUCAUGGAAAAGAGUCCGAAAAACGUGGAUCUGCAUCGUCAAAUUCAAACGGCAGGUAACUUGGCCCAAGUCGUCGGCGACUUUCGGCAUUUUCUAGAGACAGGAACAGAUGCGACGCAAUCGAAGAGUUACAUUAAUUAG
This is a messenger RNA of Plasmopara halstedii, 405 nucleotides long. RefSeq names its product serine threonineprotein phosphatase 4 catalytic subunit. The transcript is spliced from 4 exons. NCBI's taxonomy places the organism in Eukaryota, Oomycota, Peronosporomycetes, Peronosporales, Peronosporaceae. The coding region runs from base 1 to 405 and encodes 134 amino acids. The record is from RefSeq and is a predicted model, not a curated record.